Sorex fumeus (smoky shrew) is the source of this 4266-nucleotide messenger RNA. RefSeq names its product ubiquitin specific peptidase 38 (gene USP38). Gene Ontology annotation, cellular component: cytosol; nucleus. Gene Ontology annotation, molecular function: cysteine-type deubiquitinase activity; cysteine-type endopeptidase activity. The record is from RefSeq and is a predicted model, not a curated record. The transcript has 10 exons. NCBI's taxonomy places the organism in Eukaryota, Metazoa, Chordata, Mammalia, Eulipotyphla, Soricidae. Gene Ontology annotation, biological process: ubiquitin-dependent protein catabolic process; protein deubiquitination. The coding region runs from base 39 to 3179 and encodes 1046 amino acids.
GCCCCGGGCCCGCCUGCGCCCGCGGCGCGGCCACCGCCAUGGACAAGAUCCUGGAGGGCCUGGUGAGCUCCUCGCACCCGCUGCCCGUCAAGCGCGUGAUCGUGCGCCGGGUGGUGGAGUCGGCCGAGCACUGGCUGGACCAGGCGCAGUGCGAGGCCAUGUUCGAGCUGACCACCCGGCUCAUCCUGGAGGGCCAGGACCCGUUCCAGCGGCAGGUGGGCCACCAGGUGCUGGAGGCCUACGCGCGCUACCACCGGCCCGAGUUCGAGGCCUUCUUCAGCAAGCCCUUCGUGCUGGGCCUGCUGCAGCGCGGCUACCACUCGCUGGGCCGGGCGGACGUGGCCAUCCUGGACUACAUCCACACGGGCCUGAAGCUGAUCAUGAGCUGCCCGUCCGUGCUCGACCUGUUCGGCGCGCUGCAGGUGGAGGUGCUGCGCCUGGUGUGCGAGCGGCCCGAGCCGCCGCUCUGCGCGCGCCUCUGCGACCUGCUGGGCGACUUCGGCCAGUGCGUGCCCAAGGGGAAGCCGGCCGUCACCUUCUGCCAGCAGCUGGUGCGCACCAUCGGCCACUUCCAGUGCGCGUCGGGCCAGGAGAAGGAGCUGCGCGAGUACGUGGCGCAGGUGACCAAGGUGAGCGGGCUGCUGCAGAACAUCUGGAAGGCCGAGCCCGCCACGCUGCUGCCCUCGCUGCAGGAGGUCUUCGCCAGCAUCUCCUCCACCGAUGCAGCGUAUGAGCCUUCCGUGGCGUUGGCGAGCCUGGUGCAGCAUAUCCCUCUUCAGAUGAUCACGGUUCUGAUCAGGAGCCUGACCACAGACCCCAAUGUCAAAGACGCCAGCAUGACCCAAGCUCUGUGCAGGAUGAUUGACUGGUUGUCCUGGCCGUUGGCUCAGCACGUGGACACGUGGGUGAUCGCCCUCCUGAAAGGUCUGGCAGCUGUCCAGAAGUUCACUAUUCUCAUAGAUGUUACUUUGCUGAAAAUAGAACUGGUUUUUAAUCGACUUUGGUUUCCUCUUGUGAGACCUGGUGCUCUUGCAGUUCUUUCUCACAUGCUGCUUAGUUUUCAGCAUUCUCCUGAGGCUUUCCAUUUGGUGGUUCCCCACGUGGUUAAUUUGGUUCAUUCCUUCCGAAGCGAUGGCCUGUCCUCCAGCACCGCCUUCCUGGUGCAGCUGACCGAACUGGUCCACUGCAUGAUGUAUCAUUACUCUGGAUUUCCAGACCUCUAUGAACCUAUUCUGGAAGCAAUAAAGGAUUUUCCUAAGCCCAGUGAAGAGAAGAUUAAAUUGAUUCUCAAUCAAAGUGCCUGGACUUCUCAAUCAAAUUCUUUGGCAUCUUGCUUAUCUAGACUUUCUGGAAAAUCUGAAACUGGAAAAACUGGUCUUAUUAACCUCGGAAAUACGUGUUAUAUGAACAGUGUUAUACAAGCAUUGUUUAUGGCCACUGAUUUCAGGAGACAAGUAUUAUCUUUAAAUUUAAAUGGGUGCAAUUCAUUAAUGAAAAAGCUCCAGCAUCUUUUUGCAUUUUUGGCUCAUACCCAGAGAGAAGCCUACGCGCCGCGAAUAUUCUUCGAGGCUUCCAGACCGCCAUGGUUCACCCCCAGGUCCCAGCAGGACUGCUCUGAGUACCUCAGGUUUCUACUGGACAGGCUGCACGAGGAGGAGAAGGUCCUGAAGGCUCAGUCUCCGCCCAGCCUUCCCGACAGCCUGGAGUUGGGCGAGACCUCCUUACAAGAGGUCGCCAGCAAGGCCGCCCUCCUCCCCGAGACCCCCGGGCCCGCUGACGCUGAGAAGACCCUGAUAGAAAGGAUGUUUGUGGGAAAGCUGCGAACGCACAUAUGUUGUUUGAACUGCCGGAGUACCUCACAGAAGGUGGAAGCUUUCACGGACCUCUCCCUUGCCUUCUGCCCUUCCUCUGCCGUGGAGAACUUGUCUUUCCCCGAGCCGGCGGCGUCCCUGAGUCCACAGUACACGAUGGACGGUGAGCGGAUGCAGGCCAGCGUGGCCGGUGCCCCCGAAGACCUGGGCAUCUUCGACGUGGAGACGGCGGCCUUCGUGUGCGACCCGGCUCUGAGCGACAGCCUGCUGGGCAGCCCUGCCCGCGACCUGCCCGACCCCGACCCCGCCUCUGACCCCCGCCCGGCCAGCAAGAUCCUGGCGACGAAGGAUGUACCUCAGAAACCCGGAGGGGAAACCCCGCCUUCAGUAACCGACUUACUAAAUUAUUUUUUGGCUCCUGAAAUUCUUACUGGUGACAACCAAUAUUACUGCGAAAACUGUGCCUCUCUCCAAAAUGCCGAGAAAACCAUGCAGAUCACCGAGGAACCCGAGUACCUUAUUCUCACUCUCCUGAGGUUUUCCUAUGAUCAGAAGUACCACGUGCGGAGGAAAAUCUUAGACAACGUGUCCCUGCCGCUGCUCCUCGAGUUGCCAGUGAAAAGAACUUCUUCCCUGUCUUCCCUGGCCGAGAGCUGGUCUCUGGAUGUCGACUUCACCGACAUCAGCGAGAACCUCGCCAAAAAGCUGAAGCCUUCGGGGACGGAUGACAGCUGCUGCCCCAAGCUGGUGCCCUAUCUCCUGAGCUCCGUGGUGGUGCACUCGGGCAUCUCCUCCGAGAGCGGGCAUUACUACUCCUACGCCAGGAACGUCACGGGGACGGAGCCCGCGGCGUGCCAGAUGUGCCACCCGUCGGACAGCCUGGCCUUCGCACCCGCCCAGGCCCACCUGCUGGGCGAACAGAGCCCCGGCCCCGUGAUCGAGCAGGACCUAGAAAACAACGACGUGUCAAAGGAGUGGUUCUUGUUUAAUGACAGCAGGGUGACGUUCACUUCCUUUCAGUCAGUCCAGAAAAUCACGAGCAGGUUUCCAAAGGAUACAGCUUACGUGCUUUUGUAUAAAAAACAGAAUCUCACGAACAGUUUAGGGGACAAUAAUUCAGCCAGUGGACUCUGGGUAAAUGGAGACCCACCUCUGCAGAAAGAACUUAUGGAUGCAAUUACAAAAGACAAUAAACUGUAUUUACAGGAGCAAGAGUUGAACGCGCGGGCCCGGGCCCUGCAAGCCGCAUCUGCCUCCUGCUCCUUCCGGCCCAACGGAUUCGACGACAACGACCCGCCGGGAAGCUGUGGACCGAGUGGGGGCGGUGGGGGCGGUGGCUUCAACGCCGUGGGCAGGCUGGUGUUUUGAUCCGAACUGCACUGAUACGAGAUAGCCAAUACUGUGACGGUUCAAACGUCAGACUGUAACGAAUAUCAGACCUACCCUUUAUUUUUUUUUUCUUUCCAUUAGACCCUUCUACUUUGAAGAAAACACACUCAGCGCUUGUUUUGAUUUUCUUGACAAUACAUUUAUUAACAAAACGUGCAUCAUGGGGAAAAAAAAAAUCUACCUCUUAAAAUUCCAUUUGCUUUUAUAGUUUAGACAUGCUCGACCAAAAAUUGUCAGAGGAAAAUGAAAAGUGUACCUGGUCCCUAAUUAAGCUGCAUUAAAUUUAGUAGACGCAUUUAAAUGUUCUUUAAUCCUUGGUUUUACUUAACAAAAAGGUAAAGUUUGUUUAGUAUCCUUUGUAGAAUUGAUGUUAAAAGUGGUAGAAAUACUGUGGUAAUUUUUUUUAAGAAAAAAAAAAGGAAGAAUGCUUUGUUUCCAAUGUAGUUACCUGAUUACUAAGUUCCAAUCCUUGAAAAUACUAGAGAUGAUACAGUCUCUUCUGAAGGCAAUAAUAGUUUCUCAAGCUCUCGGACUUUUCAGGGUUUUAUUUCUUGCUGUCUUCAGCAUCACUGUAUCUGCGUUUCAAGAACAAAUGUUUUUUUAAAAGGAUUAUUUAUACAUACGUGCUGACUUGAUCUUAAGAGUGCAUGAUUCUGUAGAAACGACAUUUUUACCUAAGAAUUGCUAACUUUGUAGUGUUUCUAAUUGUUUAAGGAUCUUGAAUUUCUAUUUCAGGGAGUAUAUCUUCUGUGUGUUUGGAAGGAGGUGAGUUCUGUAUGUGCCUUGCAGUACUGUAAUUCAAAAAAUAGGAAUCUUUGGCUGCGGAAAAGCUUCUUUUUUUUUUUUAAUGAAAUGUUAGGAAGUAAUUUUUGUGCUAACAUGAACAUUAUAACUUUUUGAGAGGUAUUAGAUUUUCUUGAAGUAAAAUCUGAUGGCUCUAAAUCAAUAAUUGUGAUUAUUUUUAACUUUUGGAUGAAUUCAGAAGUGAACCUGAUCGGGGGAAAAAAAAAAUCUUUGAUUUUAUUACUUGAUCCUCCAAAUAUUAAACAUCGAUCACAUAUUUUCA